This is a messenger RNA of Anopheles coustani, 2915 nucleotides long. RefSeq lists its product as uncharacterized. Gene Ontology annotation, biological process: nucleoside metabolic process. Gene Ontology annotation, molecular function: catalytic activity. The coding region runs from base 297 to 2480 and encodes 727 amino acids. The transcript is spliced from 9 exons. Lineage: Eukaryota; Metazoa; Arthropoda; Insecta; Diptera; Culicidae. The record is from RefSeq and is a predicted model, not a curated record.
GUUCGGUCAGUUGUAAGGCGCGUGACAAAGAGAGUUGGCAAGCAGCAGAGGCAGCAGCAGCAGCAACGGCAGCGGCAACAAAAGCAGAACAGGCAUCUUGCGGCGCCGGAGAAUAAACCCCGCGAGAUCGCGUUUCGUAAACAAACAAAUCCGAAUCCGUUCACCCGCGGCUUCGCAGUCCAUUUUGAGUCCGGUGUUGCUGUAAGGAAACAGAUACCCGAUAUAGAUAAAGCCGGGACGGGGGGGAGGUUGAGACUGUAGAAAAGAAAGUAUUGAGAACCAGCACACGCGUCACCAUGCUGUCCCCUAAGGUUAUACGAGCCCCGGGUGCUCCACCGCCACCUCCACCACCCAAACCGGAGAAGCCUCCGGGUCGAAUCACGCAGGAUGACGAUGGUGGUGGAGGCGGCGUCACAAACAACAACUCGGUGGCACCAAACGGGCACGGUGCGACAGUUCCAUCGCGGAUACCGGACGAGGAGCAAGUCGUGAUGACACCGCUCGGCAAGACGAACACCUCCACCGUGCUGCUGGUCGAGCGGAAGCUCAUCGAAGCGGUCGGCGAGCGGACACACGUUGCCGGCGGUGACCACAGGGGCAUCAUCAUCAACAAAACCACCGAAGAGCCGUCCAGCCGCCAGCGCGAUCCCGCCCAGCUAAGUCUGGAGUUUCGCGUGUUUCUCGUCAGCGCCAACACCGGGCAGCACUCGCAGGAAUCGCGCCGUAUCAAGUUCUGGUUCCGGCCGUGGCUUACCUCCGACGACGUGCAGGCGCAGGUGGCGCAGGACUUUUUCCGCGAGCUGGUCAGCCCGAAGGAGUUCCCCCGAGACUACGUAGGGUUCAUCAAGAAGAUCAUGAAGCUGCUGCAGAAGGGCUACAACGAGAUACAGGCCGUCGAGAUCGAGCUGCGAAUACUGGAGCAAACGUCAGCGCCUCCGUCGCGACCGUCACGACCCGGGCAUGUGAUUAUUUGCUACGGCAACUGUCAUAAACGCGCUCCGAACAGUAACGACGGUGGCGAUCAUAAAACUCACCCUGGUGGUGGUGGUGGUGGUGGUGAUGGUAUUCAUAAUGGGCAGGUUGGAGUCGGUGGUGGCAGCAUUCACGUUACCCCUAUCAAACAGCAGCACACGGAGCGGGACGAGGACGGUGAAGUGUCGUUCGAGGAUGAGCAGUUCGAGGUGGUACCGCUAACGCCGGAAAAGAUCCUGGAGCUGAUCGAGCAGGCCUACCCCAACCCAAUCACGCCGGAUGAUCUAGCCAAGGACCACGGCUGGGAGGAGGAGGAGGUGAUGGCCAUCAUGCUGGUGCUAAAAGAACGGGGGCUCAUUAAAUCGAUGGAGUACAACUCAUACACGCGCAUUCACCAUGACGAUCAGGCGAUCAAAAUCGUCAAGCAGAUGCCGACGAUCGCUUCCAACAAGCAGCCCACGAUUGCCAUCAUUACCGCGCAGUACUGCGAGAAGCUGGCGGUCGACGCGAUGCUGGAGAACAAGGAAACCUUCGUGCGGUACACGACCGUAGGUACUAGUCCCGAUAAGCCUCUAGGUACUGAUUCGACCGAGCGAACGCGGCGGCGAAAAAAUCGGUUCGGCGAAUCGAAUGUGUACACGCUGGGCAACAUUGGGGCACAUCGGAUCGUCAGUACGAAGCUGCCGUCGGUCGGGAGUACGCGGGAGGCGAUGACGGCGGCGGGGAACACGACGACGCGCCUGCUGGGCACCUUCCAGAAGGUGGACCACGUGUUCAUUGUCGGCGUGGCUGGCGGCAUUCCACACUACACCGACUACCGGCGGCACGUGCGGCUGGGGGACGUGGUGAUAGCGGCGGCGGCGGUGGCGCCGGUGCCAGACGCUACCACCCAGAAGCCCUACUGCUACGUCUACAGUGGGCCGGGCGAGGUGAAGCGCUACUAUCCGCUCGACGAUGGACUGCAGGCGAUCGCGCGCACGCUCGCACACAACGACGACGGCAAGCGGCCGUGGGUGCGGUACGUGCAGGAAGGUCUGCAGCAGCUCGGCGGUGGCCACGGGGAGAGCAACCACCAGCACGACUUUGCCCGCCCGGCGCCCAACACCGACAAGCUGUACAUGAACAUCGGCAACCGGAACGUGAUCGAGGUGGCGCACCCGGUGGCCACGCCGUCGCCGGACGACCCGGACGGCAACGACGGCACGGACGGGGUGCCCACCACGCGCCUGCACGCCGGUCCCAUCGGCUCCGGCCACGAGCUGGUGCGCUCCGAUAGCGCCCGCACCGAGUACGCCCAGGCCUACAACCUGCUCGCCACCGACGUCGAGAUGAACUCGGUGCUCGACAGCAUCGUCGGCAACUGCCGCGACAGCUUCAUCCUGGUGAAGGGCAUCGCCGACUACAAGGACGGCACCACGUCGCGCAAGUGGCAGAACUACGCGUCACUGGCCGCCGCCGCCGUCAUGAAGACGAUCGUGUGCGCAAUGGACGCACCGACCAACGUUUAGGGACGCGACCACCGAGUUCCAGGUUGAUUAGAACAAAGCUAGAAACACCGUGCCCUUCUCUAGUCCAGAUGGGGAGGGUGUGCGUGUGGACGGCGGGGGAGCUAGCAAGCUCUCUCGCACCAUCAACUUAUAACCAAAUCUGUAUGUAGCACACGAAACGGGGGGGGCAACACCAGAACCGCUAAAUCGUAUCUCCAUGCCAUAAAUGUUUGCCUCAGUGUCAGUGUCAACAAGCUUACCAUUUUAUAUUCAACGGUAAUACGGUAGACACGGUACAAUUCAAUCAAGUAAUGGGAAUACCGUAAUGUAAAGAGUUGUUGCAAACUUCUAGUCGAUUAUCCCGCAACGAUUCCGGGUAUCUUGUAUAUCGACGAAACAAAAAAAACAUGAGAAUAUACAAUACUUUUAAUUGAAACUAAAAAACAAAAAAAACAA